Molecule: messenger RNA, 6870 nt
Organism: Podospora pseudocomata
Lineage: Eukaryota; Fungi; Ascomycota; Sordariomycetes; Sordariales; Podosporaceae
Exons: 4
Coding region: 5153-6658 (501 amino acids)
Biological process (GO): transmembrane transport
Molecular function (GO): transmembrane transporter activity
Source: RefSeq, a predicted model, not a curated record
CUCUGGUAAAUUUUCCCACAAUAUGUGAUGAAGAAGAUAUCCAACUUUCUCCAACACGAAAACAACCACAUGCAACCUUAAACAACACCACCCAGUGAUGCAAUGGAUUUCCCCCAUUUGCCCCCCUCAUUACCCCCUACAUAGCCCGUAUCCAGAGCCCCGUCGUCACAAACAAUUAUCCUUUCCUCGCUGCACCUCUCAAAGCCUAUCCAGCCAUUUACCAAGGCUUGACCUUGCGCAUGCUGCCCUCCUCCAACAGGGCCUUGUGCAUGUCGAAGCUGUUGAAGAGCAGGUGAGGCUCGUGGCCCAUACCCUUACGCAGGCACUCAAACUCGGCCUUCUCGAAGUAAGCCUUGAGGAUAGGCUUGUACACAUCGUGGGCGCACUUGUCAAUGAUCACGCGGGCUCUCUCGCGGGGAGCCAGACCGCGAACGUCGGCAAGACCAACUUCGGUAACCACAAUGUCCAAGUCGUGCUCAGUCUGAUCAAUGUGAGUGCACAUGGGGACAAUGCACGAGACACCGUGGGGGUCCGUCUUGGAGGGACGAGUCGAGGGAGUGUGCAUGAUGGAGUACUUGGCGUUUCUCAAGAAAUCAGCCGAGCCACCGAGACCGUUGAGCAUGCGGGAGCCCAUGACGCAGGUCGAGUUGGCGUGAGCGUAAAUGUCAACCUCGACGGGGGUGUUCAUGCCGAUGACACCAAGGCGACGGAUGAUCUCGGGGGAGUUGGACACCUGCUGAGAGCGGAGGAGGAGCUUGUCCUUGUACGACUCCCAGUUCUUGUAGAAGCGCUUGAAGCCGUCGGGAGAGAAGCGGACAGAGGUAGCGGUGGCGAAGUCGAGGCGGCCAGAGUCGAAAAGAUCAAGGAAGGUAUCCUGGAUGACCUCGGUCCACACCUUGAGGUUGCGGAAGUUGGAGUUGUCCAGACCACCAAUGACGGCAUUGGCGAUGUUGCCAAUACCGGACUGGAGAGGAAGGAGGUUCUUGGGAAGACGGCCGUGCUUCACCUCGUGCUCAAAGAACUCGAUCAAGUGGCCGGCAAUCUGCUGCGAGCCCUCAUCGGCAGGGGUGUUGGGGGAGGUCUGAUCCUGGUAGUCGGACUCGACGAUACCAACAACCUUCUCGGGGUCGAUGGGGAUCGAGUUGGUACCAAUGCGGUCCUCGACCUGGGUGAUCAGGUAGGGCUUGCGGCGGGGAGGAAGAUCGGUCAUGGUGAUGUCGUGCAGGCCAUCGAAGCUCGGGAGCGAGGUGUUGACCUCAAUAAUGAUCUGAAACACAAGAUGUCAGUUCGUUGCUAAUCACGCCAGACCUUUACAGAUGACUUACCUUGUCAGCCAUCUGGAUCAGCUCGGGAGUGGCACCGACGGAAGCACCGGGGACGAUGCUGCCAUCCUCCUUGAUCUCAGAAGCCUCAACAACCGCCACAUCGAGCUUGCCAUUUGGCUUGUCCUUGGUGUAGUAGCCAUAUACAAGGUCGACGGGGAACAUGGACAGAUGCUUGUCGAAGAAGUUGAUGCGGCCCUCGUUGAUGCCCUUGGCGAUAUCCUUGCCGACCUGGUGAGGAGACCGUCUCUCGAUCAUGUCGAGGGCAGCCCAGCGGUUCUCGGUCUCGGCACCGGACGAGGCGCCGACGAAGAGGCUGUACUUGAGCUGUCCUUGGAGGUUGUUCUUCUCGACAUGGUCGGCGAGGAAAACGGGAAUCUUCCUGCGCAAGAGGGUCAGUAUGGACGGCUAGUGCCCGGCAAAAGAAAUUUGACAGAGACAUACUUGGGGUAGCCGACACCGGUGAAGCCAGACCAGCCAAUGUAGGAGCCAUUGGGGAAGUGGUGCAAGAGGUCUUCGGGCUGGCACAGCUUGUUGAGCAUUGACGGGCGAUGGACGCGCGCCUUGAGCGCAGCCGAAGCUACUCUGGACGCCAUUUUGAGCAGUUGGGCUGUGUGUGAGAGAAAAAAAGACUGAAAACGACCGGGAAAAGAGAGUGGGGCUGCUCAGAACGACGAAGCUGUCCGCAAUGGCUGGCCGGUCAGGGCAGUUCUGACGUGAUGGUGAUGAGGCGGGUUGUGGUGAAGGAGGUGGCAGUCGGACACAGAAAGACGACCGAAGGAAGAAAAGAGAACAGAGAAAAGCCGCAGGAAAAUCACCAGAGAUGCAGAGCAGAAUUAGUUCCCUCGACACAAACUCGCGCAGACAGGAGGAGCGGCAGUCUGCCCACUUUAAUUACUCUACAUCAUCAGUUGCCCAACAGGUUCAUCCCGGUUCAGGGUCUCCAUGCCGCGCUGUCUGGGCGGGCCGCCGGCGGGCGCGGAAGCCUUCAAAACUCGAGAGCCCCGCAUCUCAUCCCAUUCACCUCUCUCACUUGCCACCUCUCCCCCAUCCUUCCAAAACUGCCAUUGAUUCCGUGUUCUGAUUGUUGGAAGCAGUGGAGCCGGCUCAUUUCUCUCCAGUAAUCGAAUUGUUCUUUUUCCUCAUCUGUUUGCUCGAGACUACCACUUUUGCAAACAGCCCCCCAUCUUUUCCUCUAGAUCUGCUCGUCUGUGAUGUCAUCGGGGGAACGGAGGGGGAUGACCAAUCAGGAAGCAGCAAACGGGCGCGGCAGGCAUUCAGCGCCCAGACACAGCAGCCCAGCACCGGUCUCUGCGGGCGCUUCCGUCUGUCCUUGGGAUCCCAGAGCUCCGUUGAGCCGCAGCCAGGGUAUUAAGCUCGGCUAUGCCCCGGCUUGACUCAGCGAACAAGCAACCCCCAAUGUAUUAUUCCAGAGGGAAUAUCCACGAUGAUAUCCGAGACAACCGCCUGAAUACUUCUCCGACCUCUGAUUGACUGUCGAGUCCUCGCGCCCACGGCUAUUUGCGUCGCCCUCAGCGGAAAGAAGGAGGCUGCUCCCGGCAGUGUGUUGCGCCAAGCUCAAACCGGCAUCGAGCCACGCCAUCGUCGAGAGAAGAGCUCCACCCUAUGGUGCGGCCCACCGGCUCCCGUGGGCGCACCUGUCGAUGUGUCCCCAGCGAUGGGCGUUGUGCAUGGUAGAGACGGUGCAAAGGUGGACAGAAAAGGCAUCAAGAUGGAUCAUUUUGAUGAUGAACAGGGCCACUUCCCCAUGGGCAAGCAAAUCUGAAAAUCUGGGGUUGAAGACCAUUUUAUGAACGGUAACCCGGCUGUGCCUGACACCGCUGACCCCCACGACGGGAGCCAUGGAUGCGCUAAUUCUGGAAGCUGCCGGAGUCGGGACACUGGGCUUCCAGACUAACUCUCGCCACGAGGGUAGUCGCCGGUCACCGGUGGUUUGGUCUAGUUGGCGGGCCCGUCAACCGGCCAUGACGUCUUGCCGGCUGCUCCGGAGCUUUGGGUUGUUCGGAGUGCCGAGAGGCCGGGUUGUACAAGGCGACACCGCCGUGUGACUGCUAUGCUUUAUGGCUGCAAAGAUUACAAAUGGAUAUUGUUUCCCGAGCCUUGGGGCUGUCCUUGCUACAUGCAGUCAUCAAUCGAGGAAAGCAUAUUAUGACGCUUAUUAUCGUGGUGCGCGGAAGGACCUUGCUCCAGUUUGCGAUCUAGUCGAGAUACCUUAUAUAGGCUGUUGGUGGUAUGGACUUGUUGCACAUGUUGGUCCUUUUGCCCAGGACAAUUAUCGGUGUUGGGUGAGGGUUACGCCCGAGUCGACAGUAUCACCGCGGUCUCUCGUCAAAACAGUGAUGCCAAUCGCAGCCCUGCCACCCACUGCCCAACAUUCCAGCUUGUCUACGAGGUGUAACAUCGCAUCCAUGUAUUCCGUAUCGCACCUGGUGGUUGGAUCCAUCUACAGGGCGUUUGUAUGCUCGUCUGUUUGGCUACUGUUCGAAUCCGAAGUUCAGUGGACGGAGGGUCGAUGUAUCGCGGGGUAGGAAUGGCUCGUUGUCGGGUUGCGGGCGCAGUGAGGUAGGUAGAUCCGAGAUGAGGAUAGGGACCGGGAGCGAUAACGAUCAUGAUGGAGGCACUGGGAGGCUGGAGCGGUCAAAAGUCGGGAGUUGAGAUAGCUCGUUUGGUGGGAGUCGGUGGACGGCACUUGGGCGUGUCAGUCGAGGGAACGUUACAUGACGCGUGAAGCAACGUGUCUGAUUGGUCAGACUCGAGGACGGCCUACCCCACACCGCCCACAAUUUGAACGGUUUUAUGCGGCGGGGAUUUGGCUCCCGCAAUCUUGGCUUCAAAAGAGCGGGGAGGGACGCCUGGGCAUCUGUGCUCUUGCGGCACUUCCCCGCCACUUCUCGGCUCCUUCCUAAACAGAACGUCCUACCAUCGAUCAAUCAUCCAAUUGUUCAACGUGUUUUGCUCAGCGUCCACAAGCCUUGCCAUGUCCAUUCGGUCCGGUCUGUGAUCCUGCCGUAUCGCUCCCAUCUGCAAGCACACGAGCAUCAUCUACCACCCAUGUGAUGCUUUCAAGAGGGACUGAUAUCUAUUCAAUGGGGGAGAGAGAGACAAUCAUCACAUCCUGGAAUGAAGCACCUUGACGCCACGGUCUGCUCAUGGCGCGUCGGUACUACCUAGCCUACACAUCACAGACCUGUCAGCUCAACACCACAGCCCCAGUCAUACGUAGCAAGGAUGGAAGCUGUUCGUUGCAGAGCAUCUCAGCUGUCCAUCAGGCAGUUGCUUCCAGGACUUGGGGAUCUACCUACCAGACAGUCCAGAGCAUCCUUCUGCAACCACACCGCAAACACAGGAGCAAAACAGUAGUAGUAGCUGCUCGCACACAAACAAGCGCUCUUGCAGCGUCGUAUCCAUUGACACAGCUACACCUGACCUUUGCCAACGAAAAUUCCAAGUACCAGCCAGAACUCUUGGUCCCAAUCUCAAUCUACCUGUCAUGGGCCUCUCCCACGGGAGUAUUCAAGAAUUACUUUAAUUCCCUGCGUCCUCCCAGCCCCCGCCGUCUUGGUUAAUCUUCUGCCGUGUAACACCCUACCUAUCACCUACCAUCUCCCUCCCUCCCUUGGAUCGACAACAAUUGUCGAUCUUUUCCGACCUUUUUUUCUUUUUCGCGACCUCCUCUUCCUGAAGAUUCAUCUUCACGUGUCGCCUCUCCCACGACUGGAACGACCGACCGACCCAAGAUUGUGAACGAUUACUUCUAUCGACAUUUCAGAACAGAACAAAGUGUGGUUUCCUCGAAAUAUUGGCAACAAAUGGCGGAGGAAAAGCAAGAAAUCCGGCAGACCGUCGAGGCGCCUGCCGUCCGAUCAAGCACACCUACCGGCACCACCCACCGACCUUCGGGAUGGAUGUACAAAGGCUUCCGUCUGGGCAAGUCGGAAGUGUGGUUCGCGUCGCCCAUCGUCCAGCUCCUGAUGGUAGCCAUGGUUUGCUUCCUGUGCCCCGGCAUGUUCAACGCUCUCACCGGUCUCGGUGCCGCCGGGCAGGUUGAUCCAGGCGCGCAAAACGACGCCAACACGGCCCUCUAUUCCACCUUUGCCGUGGUCGCCUUCUUCUCGGGCACCGUCACCAACAUCUUUGGAGUGAAACCAACACUGGCUUUUGGGACCCUCGGAUACUGCAUCUACUCUGCCAGCUUUUUGAGCUACAAUCACAACCAGAACCGCGGAUUCGUGGUCUUUGCGGGAGCGUUCCUCGGCAUCUGCGCCGGUCUGCUGUGGACCGCCCAGGGAACCAUCAUGAUGAGCUAUCCGUCCGAAGACAAGAAGGGGCGGUACAUAUCCUGGUUCUGGAUCAUCUUCAAUCUCGGAGCCGUCCUCGGGUCGCUGGUGCCGCUCGGCCAAAAUAUCGAUGCGAUAGGCGCCACCGCGGUCAACGACGGGACCUACAUCGGCUUCAUUGUGCUCAUGCUCAUCGGCGCUGCUCUCGCCCUUUUGCUCUGCAAUGCCAGGAGCGUCAUUCGCCACGACGGCAGCAAGGUCAUCUUGAUGAAGAACCCCAGCUGGAAGACGGAGAUCAAGGGAUUGGUCGAGACUAUCACCCUGGCACCCUGGGUCAUCCUGCUGUUCCCCAUGUUUUUCGCCUCCAACAUCUUCUACACCUAUCAGCUCAACGACAUGAACCUCCAAUUCAACACGCGUGCCCGGACGCUCAACGGUUUGCUGUACUGGACCAGUCAGAUCAUUGGAGCCUCCAUUUUUGGCUACGCUCUUGAUAUCACCAGGUUCCGUCGGUCGGUGCGCGCCAAGGCGAGCUUGGUUGUGCUAUUCAGCUUGACAUUUGUCAUUUGGGGCGGUGGCUGGGCCUGGCAGAAACAGCAAGUCCCUCGAGAAAUUCUGGAGGAUGAAAGCUUGGAGUAUAGAAGAAUUGACUGGCAAGAUGGUGGAGAGAAGUACAUCGGACCCAUGUUUUUGUUCAUGUUUUAUGGGUUUUACGAUGCCGCGUGGCAGACUUGCAUUUACUGGUAUAUGGGUGCUCUCAGCAACUCUGGUCGCAAAGCUGCCAAUCUCGCUGGUUUCUACAAGGGAAUUCAGUCUGCCGGUGCAGCCGUCUUUUGGCGGUUGGACGGGUUGAAGACACCGUUCAAUACCAUCUUUGGGGUCACCUGGGGUCUGCUUGCUGCCGCGCUGCUGUUCGCCGCGCCUGUUAUCUGGCUCAAGGUGAAAGACACCGUGACUGCCGAAGAAGACUUGAAGUUCAGCGAUGAGACCAUUGCGGAUGUUAGGGCUACAACAGACGCCAGCAGGGAGGCUGCGUGAGUCGAUGUCUUGAUGAGGUGUUUUCUUGUUGAUUUGGUGGAGCGGGCGUUGUACUUGGGUACUUCUGGUGUCACCUUUGUGUAUGGCAAGGUUAUGGCUAUUGAAAGGGUGACUGGUUCCCUUGGCUAUUGUACACUGGAGAUACCCAUGGGUUUGUUGGGAUAUAUCUUGUUGGCAAUGAUACCAAUACAUCUGAAUGAUUUACCCCUGUC